GACAAUAAAGAAAAAAAUAAUAACUCGCCACCUACCCAAGAAAAAAUAAUCAGUUACCUACCGUAGUUUAGUUGAGCCUGAAGCAGCAGCAGCAGCAGCAGCCAGAGAAGAAAUCAAUCAAUCAAACGAAUGUCGUCAGGCGGUGUGAUCAGGUGUAAAGCGGCGGUGGCAUGGGCUGCCGGAGAGGCACUGGUGAUUGAGGAGGUGGAGCUCAGCCCACCUCAGCCCAUGGAGAUCCGCAUCAAAGUCGUCUGCACUUCACUCUGCCGCAGCGACCUCACCGCUUGGCUCUCUCAGGCACAACCUCAAAUCUUUCCUCGGAUUUUUGGCCAUGAAGCUUCUGGGAUUGUUGAGAGUGUGGGUGAAGGAGUGACCGAGUUCGAAACCGGGGACCACGUCCUCACUUUGUUUACUGGAGAAUGUAUGAGUUGCACACACUGUGCCUCUGAUAAAAGCAAUAUGUGCCAAGUUCUGGGCUUGGAACGACAAGGCUUAAUGCACAGUGACAAGCAGACACGCUUCUCCAUUAACGGAAACCCCGUUUAUCAUUACUGUGCCGUUUCCAGUUUCAGCGAGUACACAAUUGUGCACUCUGGUUGUGCUGUCAAGAUUAGCUCUAUUGCUCCUCUCGAUAAAAUAUGCCUUCUCAGUUGUGGAGUUGCAGCUGGUCUAGGUGCAGCUUGGAAGGUUGCCAAUAUAUCACAAGGAUCAACUGUAGUUAUUUUCGGUCUUGGUACUGUAGGCCUUUCUGUUGCACAAGGUGCUAAAAUGAGGGGGGCAUCUCGAGUAAUUGGUGUGGACACGAAUCCCGAGAAAAGUGAAGGAGCAAAGGGUUUUGGAGUGACAGAGUAUCUGAACCCAAAUGAGCAUGAUGAACCAAUUCAACAGGUAAUUAACCGAAUAACUGAUGGUGGGGCAGACUAUGCAUUUGAGUGUGUAGGAGAUACAGGAAUGGUUACCACUGCUUUACAGUCUUGUUGCAGUGGAUGGGGUUUGACAGUGAGUCUUGGUGUACCGAAGAACAAGGCAGAGAUAGCAGUUCAUUACGGACUGCUUCUCAGUGGAAGAACACUUACCGGAUCUCUGUUUGGGGGAUGGAAGCCCAAAUCUCAUCUUCCUUCACUUGUCGAUAUGUACCUAAGGAAGGAAAUAAAGAUUGACGAGUACAUUACACACAAUCUGCAGUUUGAAGAUAUAAACAAGGCAUUUGAGCUUAUGAUUCAAGGAAAAUGUUUGCGCUGUGUCAUUCACAUGCCAACCAACUAAUUUCCUUCUUAAAUAAUAAUGCAAUCAAAUGGACACGUUUUCCAAGGAAACUGCUUGAGCUUUCGAAUGGCAAAACAGAUUUUGUGAGGUAUAUUGAACAAUACAACGUUUCUGUGCUAGCAAUGGCCAAAUCGAACAGAGUGUUCUUUUUU
This is a messenger RNA of Erythranthe guttata (spotted monkey flower), 1418 nucleotides long. RefSeq names its product GroES-like zinc-binding dehydrogenase family protein. Gene Ontology annotation, molecular function: zinc ion binding; S-(hydroxymethyl)glutathione dehydrogenase [NAD(P)+] activity; alcohol dehydrogenase (NAD+) activity. Gene Ontology annotation, biological process: formaldehyde catabolic process. Lineage: Eukaryota; Viridiplantae; Streptophyta; Magnoliopsida; Lamiales; Phrymaceae. Gene Ontology annotation, cellular component: cytosol. The record is from RefSeq and is a predicted model, not a curated record.